Cylicostephanus goldi is the source of this 1110-nucleotide messenger RNA. The record is from the annotation of a GenBank genome assembly. Lineage: Eukaryota; Metazoa; Nematoda; Chromadorea; Rhabditida; Strongylidae.
AUGUCGGAUGUGAAGGCUUGCUUGGAGUAUGUCGUCUUCCUUGUGUCUUCGAUAAAACCAUUCGAUGAAAUCAGUGGGGAACUGCUGCCCGCCACAGAGGCUAAAGACACUGGCACAGUUAGUCAAGGUGAAGCUACUGCUGGACCUGGCGAAACAGUCGAAGAGACAGGUCAACAAGACGAUGAGGAGUAUGAUCCACUUGAGAGCUCAGUUGUUGAAGGAUUCGAAAGUUAUGAUCUGGUAUCUUCACAAACGCCAGAACUCGACAUGCACGAAUUACCAGCUGAGGAGCGUUACUCGCCUACUACCGCUCAACCAGUAUCGCCCAUGGACGAGGACGAAGAGGAAGAGGAAGUUGUCGAAGACGCAGACAGCGACGUUCAGUCUCUGAGUGAUGACUCUGAAGAGGAAUCUGAGGGAGAAACCGAUAGCGUCUCCAAACAAACUUUCCUGCGAACCGAUGGUUCCGGAAACAUAAUAAAAGUCGUACGACGUACUCCGAAGAAGAUGCCAUAUGAUGAAGAAUACGAGGAAGAAGAGGUUAUACAACCGAUGGAUAGCUUUCAUGGAGAGCCUGUGCCCGAUGAUGAUGAUCUCUUUGAGGUCGCGGCUGGAAUCAAGCCAAAACGUAAAGAUGAAGUGGUCAUUGUUGAGGAAAAGGUUCCUGUCUCUACAGAGGAGUUUGAAAUAGAUUUUUACAACGGCGAUCUUCAUUUGAAAGGAGCUCCGGAUAAUGACUGGAUAAUCGAUCCCGACAAUCAAGAUGGUUUGGCGCUCGUUUGGGGAGGUGUUAAGAGCACUCAUGGAAUCUUCCGGUCAUGCCGACAAUCGGACGGUACCGUCGAUGAAGGCGGUUCUGAUGAGAACGCUGUUAAGUCCAUAGCAUUCCAGGUUAAGAUUUUGGAUUUGCUUCCGACAAGGCAUUUGCCUUUUGACGAGUUGGAUCCCAAUGACAUUCGUGUGGGUUUCUCCCUUCGAUCAGCCCCGCUUGUGCUGGGUGAAUAUCCAGGAACGUAUUGCUUUACGUCGCUGGGUAAGAAAGCGAAUAACAACAUAUUCACAGAUUAUGGCGAACCAUUCACUGUUGGAGACAUUGUUACUGCUCAAAUG